Daktulosphaira vitifoliae (grape phylloxera) is the source of this 817-nucleotide messenger RNA. RefSeq lists its product as uncharacterized. Lineage: Eukaryota; Metazoa; Arthropoda; Insecta; Hemiptera; Phylloxeridae. The record is from RefSeq and is a predicted model, not a curated record. The coding region runs from base 148 to 711 and encodes 187 amino acids. The transcript is spliced from 5 exons.
UUUAAAUAUUCAAAAUAGAAUAAUUUGUUCUUUAAAUCGGAAAUAAUUUUAUAAUAAAAAUAAUUGAUUACGUUAACCUGAUAUUAUUGAAGUUAAAUAGUCAGUGUUAGACUUUCAUUACUGUUGCAACUAUAAUCAUCAUUAAAAAUGGGUUUCUAUUUUUGUUCCGGAAUAUUCCUUUGUUUUAUGUGUGUAAUUACCUUACCCAUAUUUUCUACUGGAAAGCCCUGCCUUGACGAAGAAAUGAUUUGCAACAAGUCAAUUCAAAUUGUUGAUCCAUCAAAAUAUUUCAAUAAAGACGAUAUAUUACGUGAGAAAGAGAAUCCCAUAGCAUUUUAUCGCGCACAAUUAAAUGUAAAUAAAUAUAAGAAAUACGAAUGGAAAGAUGUAAAUACUUACAGAAGAAUUUUCGAAAUGGAAUUUUCACGUCUGAAACAGGUUGAAGAUGAUUUGUACGAACAAUUUCGCAAGGUAGAUACUGAAAAUAAUAACACUGUGUCAAGAAGUAAUGCAAUGAACGUCAUUUCGACUAGCACAUUCUUUGAUAGUCUGAAUUACGAAAACCGUUCAAUAAUAGUCGAUCGGUUUAUAAAUAACGAAUAUAAAUUCGAUUACAAAAAAAUGAAAAACAACAUAAUUAAUAUUUACGAUUUUGAUAAAUCUUCUAUUUAUUUUUAUGAUGCUGAGACAGAUGAUUGGGUGAAUAAAUAAUCGUAGUAAUUUAUACUUAAAAUUUAUAAAAAUAUAGUUAAACUUUAUUGAAAAUAUUCAUUUGAUAUUAUAUUUGUUAAUAAACGUUUAAUUUAUUCUAGAUAAA